Thamnophis sirtalis is the source of this 5021-nucleotide messenger RNA. Lineage: Eukaryota; Metazoa; Chordata; Lepidosauria; Squamata; Natricidae. The record is from RefSeq and is a predicted model, not a curated record.
UAAUGUAUUUUUAGAGAGGAAGAAGAUGGAAAGUAAUGCUGUUCUUCUGGAAUCCAAAUCCUCACCCAUCAACCUUCUGAAUGAAAUGCACCAGCUGCGUCUCCUGGGUCACCUUUGUGAUGUCACCGUGAGUGUAGAAUAUCAAGGUGUCAGAGCUGAGUUUGUUGCUCACAAAGCUGUACUGGCAGCCACAAGCAAGUUCUUCAAAGAGGUCUUUCUUAAUGAAAAUGGCAUGGAUGGACUAAGGACCAUUGUGUUACUGAAUGAAGUCCAGGUAGCUGACUUUGCCUCUUUUCUGGAGUUUGUUUAUACUGCCCGGGUAGAGGUAGAAGAAGAUCGGGUACAGCGCAUGCUGGAAGUGGCUGAGAAACUGAAAUGUUUAGAUUUGUCAGAGACUUGUUUUCAGUUAAAAAAACAAAUGCUUGAAUCGGUGUUGCUGGAAUUGCAAAAUUUUUCUGAGUCACAGGAUCCCGGUGAGGAUGGCAGGGCUCAUCCUAGCACUUUAAUUGAGCCCAAAACUGUGACUGAACCACAAGGGGACAAUGUGGAUUAUUUUGCAAGUUCUGCCCUCAGAAGACCCAGGACUGGGCCGGACCUCGAGUCCACCACCCUGAAAUUAAAGGAAAAGUUGGACAAAAAAAAAGAAGCCCUGAAGCCCCCCUGUGCCAAAAUCAGGCGGGCGAGUGGCAGGUUGGCUGGCAGAAAAGUCUUUGUGGAGAUACCCAAGAAGAAGUACACAAGGCGCCUGCGAGAGCAACAGAAGUUUGCUGAAGCUGUUGUGGAGGAGAGCUGGCUUUCCAAAGACCAGGGCCCCCGUGAAAAGGGUGGGGGCGAGGAGGAGGAGGAGGAGGAGAAAGAUCAAGUGUUGAGCAGUGUGAAGCUAGAGGAGAAAGGGCCUGAUGGUGCUGAGGACCACCGGGAAGAAAACCUGACUAAACUGGAGGAGGAUAAAAAGAACCGCAGUGGCAACUUUACUUGCAGUACUUGUGAGCGGGAAUUCCUCUACGAGAAGAGCUUUCUGAAACACAUCAAGCAGAGCCAUGGCAUCGCAGCCGAAAUCAUUUACCGUUGCGAAACCUGCGGCCAGACUUUUGCCAACCGGUGCAACCUCAAAAGCCACCAGCGCCACGUCCACAGCAGCGAGCGCCACUUCCCAUGCGAGCUCUGUGGUAAGAAGUUCAAGCGCAAGAAGGACGUCAAGCGGCACAUUCUGCAGGUUCAUGAGGGUGGUGGGGAGCGUCAUCACUGCCUCCAGUGUGGAAAGGGUUUGAGCUCCAAAACGGCCCUGAGGCUUCAUGAAAGGACACACACAGGCGACAAGCCUUAUGGGUGCACAGAGUGUGAGGCUAAGUUUUCUCAGCCUUCGGCACUUAAAACACACAUGAGAAUCCACACAGGCGAAAAACCAUUUGUUUGUGAUGAUUGUGGAGCAAAAUUUACACAAAAUCACAUGCUUAUAUACCAUAAAAGGUGCCAUACAGGAGAGCGGCCUUUCAUGUGUGAGACAUGUGGGAAGAGCUUUGCCUCCAAGGAGUAUUUGAAACACCAUAAUCGAAUCCACACUGGAUCCAAGCCCUUUAAAUGUGAAAUUUGCUUCAGGACAUUUGCGCAGAGGAAUUCACUCUAUCAGCACAUCAAAGUUCAUACAGGUGAGCGUCCAUACUGCUGUGAUCAGUGUGGCAAACAGUUUACUCAACUCAAUGCUCUGCAACGUCAUCAUCGGAUCCACACAGGAGAGAAGCCAUUCAUGUGCAAUGCCUGUGGGCGGACAUUUACCGACAAGUCUACUCUUCGGCGUCACACCUCAAUUCAUGAUAAGAACACACCCUGGAAGUCUUUCCUUGUAGUUAUUGAAGGUGCUUCAAAGAAUGAUGAGGAUCAUAAGACUGAGGUUCCUGAUGAGGAAUACGAUGAACCUCGUCCCAAGUUAUCAGAAAAGCUGCUGCCAUUCUCUGAGAAUGGGCACUAUCAAAGUUUGAUGGCUGUUCAAGACAGCAUGACUGUCGGGCAUGAAAAUGGAUCUUCCUCUGUAACAGACUGUAAAUUGAGGCCUGUAGGGGGGUCCCAAGAAGCCCCCAUAGCUACAGCUUUGCAUGAUCUGACAGUGUUGCACGCCCAGACAGACUCACUUCAGCCGCCUCUUCACAACUUGGUGAACACGGAAUAGGUUGCAUCAGUUGAGUGGAGAAGUUCCACAAGGGAAAAGUUACUUUAUAUUGUGUAAAACUAAAGUAGUACAGUAACCUGUAAAAAAAAGGUGCUGUUAGAAUCCUGUGCUCUACCCAAAUUAGUUGAAUUUAAAUGGAUGAAGUCAGUACUUAGCCCAUUUGUCAAAGAGAAAAGUGCUCUCUUUAUGUUUUAUCUGCAUAAUGUAAAGUAGGGUCCAGAUCACAGUCACUAUAAAAGGAAAUGCAGGUUCUGUUUGAGUCCAGAUUUUUCUUUUUUUUCCUUUUCUUCUGGGCAUUAUAUCCUGUUAGUUUCCUUUUUAAAGAAAUAUCUUAUUUAACAUUGUUUUCAUAUUGUAUGCAGAAGAAUGUGAAAUAGUGCACCACAAUCUCUCUCUCUGUGGGUCUAAUACAUUAUGCAGUAUAAUUUUUUUUCAAAGAAAUCUCAGAUGGUAGGAAAUACCUAGCACUGUUUUUGUAAACUGCAGAACUGCUUUUCUGAUGGAAUUCAGAAAAAUCACCCUUUGAAUCCAACUAUGCCCCCUUGGCUGUUGCAAUGAAGUCCUGGAUUUCUCCUCCCUCAAUUAACCCUUUUGCACCUGUCAAAAAUCUGCAGCCAAUCAAUGCUUUGGCUGUUCUCCAGAACUGAUGUGUACAAUCACCACAAAGGGCGAGAAAGGGAAAACCACCUUGUUUGUCCCUACAAUUUGGAUUUUGACAUAGCUUUGUAAAAGAAAUGGAGCACCCUUAAAAUAAUGUAAUCAAUAUAACAGAUUACUUCUUUUUUUGUGGGGAGGGGGUGUACUUGGAAACAGGUUUUUAAAAAAUUGCAGCUUUGUUCUAGAUCUAAAUUCUUCAGUCCCUACUGAUCUGUCCAUUUGAUAGUGAUGUCUACUACAGAGGUAAGGAACUGAAAGCUUUCCAUAGAUAAUGCUAAAUUACAGGUCACAGUGCCAACCAGCAUUCGUAUUAAUGAGACUUGAGAAUUGUUAUCUGGCAACAUCUAGAGAUUUAUAGGUUCCCAACCUGUUUUAUAAAUUCAUCAUCUUAAUGGCAUCCACCUAGGUGUCUUCUCACUGCUGUACAUUCUUUUCCCAGAAUCUCUCUUUAGAAGGUACUGCACAUGGUUCUUGGUUCCCCCACCCCCCGCCUGCCAGAAGUUAUUUCCCAGUUGCUGCUGUGUUCUACUUACUGGUAUUUGCGUAUGGAGAAGAGUGUUCUAUAUCUUGAAAAAAUGCACGGGCAGAACAGAUUGCUCCAAGAUGUUAAAAAUGGUGUCUUUUUAAAGAUGGGACACAUCUUGUUGUAGAUAAUUUAUUGUAUAUUUUCUUGCUUUGCCCCAUUAUAUUAAUAUUUUGAAUUAAGAAAGUUAAAAUCAUCAGAUUUCUGGCAGUGGUACCUGAAAUAUUCUGGAUGUAAUUUUCCUGCUUUGGAUUUAUGUCUGCACGAAACACGUCCAUCUCUUGUGGCAAAUUAAGUUAUAAUUUUGGCUGACAUUCUAAGCAAUGCAAAAGAGAAAUUUAGAUAGGAAGACCUAUUUGCAAACCUGUAGAUUUUUACAAAUAUAUUCACCCAAUUAUGUUUCAGUGCUCAUAGCUCAGGAAACCCUGCAGUGUAACCAAGAUAAAAUAGUUGCUCCAAAUGUGAAAGUAAGUUUCCUAUAUCACACAGAAUGCAGGAUGAAAACUUUUAACUCAAAAAGCAUCAGUAAUGUGCCUUUUUUACUUUUAAAAUCAGGAAAUAAGAAGUGCCAAAGCCUAUGUGAAUCUGAAAUUCCACCUAUAUCCUGAAUUUGCUAGUAUUCUGGGUUUUAAUUGUUAUAUUCAGAAACUAUGCUUAGUAUUAUUUAAGACUUCAAAAAAUACCAACUUGUUGUAUGUUUCUUUCCAAAUCACAUGUAUUGCGAAUUUCGUGGUGUCUUUCUACAUUGGGGAACUAAGGUGUAAGUUAAAGCGUUGCAGUUUCUGUCAUUCCAUGUGCACUCCCAAAUUUUCUUUGGAAGUUUGUGGGAACCUUAAAAGAUGCAGCAGCUUUCAGAGAGCUACAAGAUGCAGAAGACAACAAAGUAGGGGGAAAUCCCCUUUCGAAAGUAGAAAUCUGCUCACAAAAGAUUUAUUAUCAAUCUUUUUAGGCAUUUUCUGCCCCUUUGAGAAAUUGGUGCAACUAGUAAUGUGUGUGUUGGGCCCUGGACUCUUCAUGACAAAAGAAUGUGGUAAAUUUGAGAGAGGCACAAUUGUUUUGUCUUAAGGGACAGGAUUUUCACAGAAGUUAUCUUGGCAUGCAAGAUACCAUUUUCCUCAAGGCAUUUGUGGAUAAAGAGAAUAUGCCAGCUGCUUUUACUCCGUUACUUUUCAAAGUUGAUUUAUUCUUGCGAUUUUGAAUAUUGGUUGUACCCUUUGGUAAAGUUUUGGAUUCGUUUAGUUGUGCAUCCUCAAAAUUUCCUCUUUCCUUACAUCAACUUCAAAAUCACUUUGUAGAGGGGAGGAAUAAUUUAGGCCAACUUUUCUAUAUUUGCUUUUCAAAUUCUUGCCCCAAUAUUUUAUUUGUUCAGAAGGAAAAGCAAUAAAAAGUUCCUAUAUAUAAUUUUUUAAAGGUAAACUCUGUAGUAAGAGCUUUAUGUCAUUUCUUCCGUUUGGUAAAAUGAAUGUUUUUAGAAAUACUAUCCAGGGGUUAUAUUUACAUAUUUAUUUUGUAUACCAUGUGCUCCUUUUGACUUGCAUUUUAAUGACCAGUUGCAAUACAUUUGUAGGGUAUAUUUCAACCUUAAGUACCGAUAGGGAUCAUUAUUUUAUACUGUAUAAAUAUGUGAAAGUAGAUGGACUUAAAUAAAUUGAUUGGCCUUAUUGAAAAAUUAAA